Molecule: messenger RNA, 301 nt
Organism: Rotaria socialis
Lineage: Eukaryota; Metazoa; Rotifera; Eurotatoria; Philodinida; Philodinidae
Source: the annotation of a GenBank genome assembly
GUUAUCCAUUAAACGGCGCGCAUUACCACUUGUACCAGCUUAUUGCAUUACAACACACAAGAGUCAAGGUCAAACAUUAAAUAAAGUUGUGAUUGAUUUAAAACUGCCAAAUGAAACCGAUGAUAUUGCUGCAGUCUAUGUACCCUUGUCGCGGGUAAAGCGCUUAACUGAUUUGGUUAUUUUGCGAUAUUUUGAUUACAAGGUGUUGUUAAUUAAACCCAGCAAGUCACAACUGACAGAAAUUGAACGACUCGAUAAACUAUAUUUAGAGACUCAAACACGUUUUCCAGAAUGGUUGUAA